AGGCCUCCCCGCCCCGCGCAGGCCCCGCCCACGACCCCGGCCGGGUCUGGAGUCGGCAUCCGGAGGCCGCACGGGGGUGUCGGAUUUCGCAAACAUGGUAGCGCCGGGAUUUGUAUUUGGGCUGGUGCUGCCUUUAAUCGUGCGGGCCGACGCAAGUGCAGGUGUUGGUUUCCGCUUCGCCUCAUACAUCGGUAACGACAUGGUGCUACAGAAGGAGCCCGCCGGGGCAGUGAUUUGGGGCUAUGGCAUAUCGGGAGCCACCGUGACCGUGAGUCUGUGGCAGGGUCAGGAAACCAUCAUGAAGAAAGUGACAAGUGUGAAAGCACACUCUAACAGCUGGAUGGUGGUACUGGAUCCUAUGAAGCCGGGUGGACCUUACGAGGUGAUGGCACAACAGACUUUCGGGAGAACGAACAUCACCCUGAGAGUUCAUGAUGUCUUAUUUGGAGAUGUCUGGCUUUGCAGUGGGCAAAGUAACAUGCAGAUGACAGUUUCACAGAUAUUCAAUGCCACAAGAGAGCUGGCUAACACGGUAGCCUAUCAGUCUGUCCGCAUCUUCUCCGUGUCACUCAUUCAGGCAGAGCAGGAGCUGGAGGACCUUGCCCAGGUUGACUUGCAGUGGGCUAAGCCCACCUCAGAGAACUUAGGCCAUGGAGCUUUCAAGUACAUGUCAGCAGUGUGCUGGCUCUUUGGACGUGACCUGUAUGACGCCCUGCGGUACCCCAUCGGGCUCAUCUCCUCCUCGUGGGGUGGGACCCCCAUUGAAGCCUGGUCAUCUGGAAGGUCGCUGAAAGCCUGUGGUGUUCCUACGCGAGGGUUCACUCAGUCUGAUACUGUGACCGGUCCCAGUAAGUACUCUGUUCUCUGGAAUGCCAUGAUCCAUCCGCUGCACAAUAUGAGUCUGAAAGGGGUGAUAUGGUACCAGGGGGAGUCCAACGUGAAUUUUAACAGGGACUUGUACAAUUGCACAUUCCCUGCGCUCAUUGAAGACUGGCGCCAGACCUUCCACCGUGGCUCCCAGGGGCAGACAGAGCGUUUCUUCCCGUUUGGGUUUGUCCAGUUAUCUUCCUAUCUGUCUGCAACCUCAGACGACACAUUUCCCGAGAUCCGUUGGCAUCAAACAGCGGACUUUGGCUUUGUCCCCAAUGCGAGGAUGCCCAGCACAUUCAUGGCGGUAGCAAUGGAUCUCUGUGAUAGGAAGUCACCUUUUGGCAGCAUCCACCCUCGAGACAAACAGACGGUGGCCUACAGGCUGCACUUGGGGGCCCGGGCUGUGGCUUAUGGUGAGAAAUUGAUCUUUCAAGGACCGCUGCCUGAAAACGUGGAACUCUUGGCCGACAGGGGGCUGCUCAACCUCACGUAUUCGCAGGAAAUCCAGGUGCAGAGGCAGGACAAGAUAUUUGAGAUCUCAUGUUGCAGUGACCACCAGUGCAAGUGGCUCCCAGCUCCCAUGGACGCCUUCUCAGCUCAGACCCUGGCCCUGAAUAUCCGUUCUUGCCGUGGCGCUCUGGCUGCUGUUCGCUACGCCUGGACCACGUGGCCUUGUGAAUAUAAGCAGUGCCCCCUGUACCACCCCAGCAGCACCCUGCCGGCUCCUCCCUUCAUUGCUUUCAUGACAGACCGGAAGCCCGGCGAGCACAGCAAGCUAGCUGGUGACAUAGUGGCAUUAUGAUCCUAUCUUGGACUUAAGUGUGGGUCCUGUAGAUUUGGGCAUUUAGGUGUUUAGGUGCUGAAGUUGAAGCAUGACAACUAUUGCUUUUAAAGGCAACUAAUAGAAAAGCCACCCUGGCCAGCUCCCAGCCAGCACAUGGCUGUUUCUAGAUUCUGAAUAGGAGAUGAGCCAGUGCUGGCAGGCAAACGAGACGCUUGCCUUUUGUCCCCGAGCCAGGCUAGGUGUCUUACUGGACUAAUUCCCAGCUACAAACAAAUGAAGCCCCAGUGUCAUUCACCUCCCUUGUGGAGAGUGCGAGGUAUCACACUUUUGUCACCUUACGUGCAGUGUUGUGGAAACACAGUUGGAAGAGAUUUGAAGGCUCAUAUUUAUGUGUUCUUUACAAAAUCUGGCGAGUGGUUACUGAAUCUCUGUAUAAAGUUUCUAAACUUCCCGACGGUUUUUCCUUAUGUGCAACUGAACUCUUUCUAGCCCUAUUUGUGUUCUCUCCUAAGCCAAAAACAGUUCUGUUCCUUCGUCUAAAUGAUGAUGUGACUGUUUGAAAGCAACCGGCCCCGUGUGCAGGCAUGUGGGGAGGCGCGGAGGGGCUGCCCGAGGGAGGCGGCGAUGGGGGCUCUGGUAGCAGCCCAGGAAGGCGCGUGGGCAGGAACGGGUGGGGGAGUCACGGGCUCCCGCAACAUGAGGACCCAGGUCACCGAGAAGCAAACAGGUUCAGUAUAAAUCUCAGGCUUUUUAAGGUAAGAGGUUUACCUAUAAAAAGGAUAACCCAGAUGGAAGAAAAAGGAGGCUGAAAAUAAAGCUCCACGAUAAGCAUUUAGAAAAAUAAUCCAGAUGGGACAAAUGUGAAAGCGAACUCUGUGGACAGUUAAGAAUCAUAAUACGUUUAUUGGUUGAUUAAAAACAGCUAACAGCACUUGAUAAUUGUGUCAUCUACUGGAAUUUGGAAAUAAAAGUAUAAUCAUUA
Ailuropoda melanoleuca (giant panda) is the source of this 2636-nucleotide messenger RNA. RefSeq names its product sialic acid acetylesterase (gene SIAE). Gene Ontology annotation, biological process: carbohydrate metabolic process. The record is from RefSeq and is a predicted model, not a curated record. Gene Ontology annotation, molecular function: sialate O-acetylesterase activity. Bases 95 to 1672 code for a protein of 525 amino acids. Lineage: Eukaryota; Metazoa; Chordata; Mammalia; Carnivora; Ursidae. The transcript has 10 exons.